AUGCUCUCCACCGCUGCUGAGACCAGUACCCUGGAACCAUGUCAGGUUGAUGACCUUUCGUCUGGGCCAACGCAGGACGCUCACCGCAGCUUCAUCGACUUGUUUGAAGAUGGUGCACCCCGGCCAGCAACAUUGGCAGCAACACCUGCAGCACAGACAACCGCCAGCGUGCCGGGUGAUUCGAGGAGCCAAGGAGGGGGCAGGGAAAGUACAGCAACAGAUGCAGCAUCAAAGAGCUUUGAGGGUGCUGCUGCGAGCGUACGCCGAGGUCUGCUGGGCAGGAACACGCCGUUUCGAACGCCAUACGGGAUGAAGCCUCUCGUGUACUCCGACUGGACAGCCACCGGUCGAGCGGUUGCGUCCAUCGAGACGUAUCUAGCGGACCGGGUGGUGCCGCUGUUCGGGAACACCCACACGGCCACUUCGAUCACGGGAGCGCAGACCAGCUGCUUCCGGCACGAAGCCAGGCAGAUCAUCGCUCAAGCAGUCAACGCAAAGGUGACUGGGCGGGCAGCGGAAGACGUGGUUCUCUUCACCGGGACGGGAGCCACGGCUGCGGUGGCCAAGCUCGUGUCUGCGCUCGGACUCGCGGUCCCGCUCCCCCCUGGUUGGAACCCCGACGAUCGGCCAGUGAUAUUCGUGGGCCCCUUGGAGCACCACUCUAACCUGCUCCCCUGGAGGGAAAGCUGCGGGGAGGUGGUGACGGUUCGGGAGAACCCUUCUUCGGGAGGGGUCGAUCUCGCCCACUUGGAGGAACAGCUUCGGCGGUUCGCGAGCCGGAGACUGAAAAUAGGCGCGUUCUCCGCGGCCUCCAACGUUACCGGCCUCCUGGAAGAUGUGGACAAGGUGACGGCCACCCUGCACCGGGCGGGGGCGUUGGCACUCUGGGACUACGCCACCGCCGCCCCCUACGUGCACGUGGACAUGAACCCUUCCGCCUCUGGCCUCGAGGACGACCAGGCCUUGGUGGCUAAGGACGCCAUAUUUUUCUCCGGGCACAAGUUCGUGGGGGGGCCGGGCACCCCCGGGGUGCUCGUGGUGAAGAAACGCCUCCUCUGCAACGCCGUCCCGGGCACCGUCGGCGGCGGCACCGUGUUCUUCGUGACGGAGAAGGACCACCGCUACCUUAGCAAUAAGGAGGAACGGGAAGAGGGUGGGACCCCGGACAUCCUGGGCUCUAUUCGCCUGGGGCUUGCGGUUCAGAUGAAGGAGAGCAUGGGCAGGCGGGGGCUGCAGGGGCGGGAGGAAGCGCUGGCGGAGCUCGGCCUGAGUACCCUGCGGGCGCACAAGGGUAUCGUCGUCCUUGGGGACUCGGGCAAGAAACGCCUCCCCAUAUUCUCGUUCCUCGUCAGGACAGCUAGCAGCAGUGGCAGGUUCCUCCAUUACAACUUUGUGUGCGCGCUCCUGAACGACCUGUUCGGCGUCCAGUCGAGGGGGGGUUGCCAGUGCGCGGGUCCCUACAGCCAGCUGCUGCUGGGGCUGUCCCUCCCGGACACGCGGGCCGUGGAGGCGGAGCUGCUGCGCAAGCACGAGCUGCUGCGGCCGGGGUUCUCGAGGCUCAGCCUGUCGUUCGUCAACUCCGACAGAGAGGCAAAGUACAUUCUGGAUGCGGUGUUGUUCGUGGCCGACCAUGGGGCGUCUUUCCUGCCGUAUUACCGUGUCAACUACAAGACCGGGGAGUGGAAGCACAAGACGAGGUUCACCCGCUUCCCUGAGAGGAGAUGGCUGGGGAACUGCGACUACGGGUUCGCUCCCAGGAGAGGGACUGUCUCAAACGGCAGCGGUGUCGCCGCAACCCUUGCGGUGACGCCGAAGAGGCCGUCGGCGGCGGCGACUGAGGAGGAGGAGGAGCAGGAGGGAGAAGCUGCACGGGAGAGGGAGGCGGAGAUGGAGAUGGAGAUGGAAGGCGUGUUCGAGGACGCGGAACGGCACCUGAAAGAGGCGGAGGCCCGCGUCGGCGAAGAGAGGUGGCAAGGGUCGGACGACGUACUCGGGCCCGAAGGCGAAGCACUCCGCUGGUUUCUAUACCCCUGGGAAGGCGGCAACGGUGGCGUCCCCUUUUCCGACGGCGGCGCAACAACACUAGAGAGCAGAGGGUGCAUCGUCAAGCCCAAGGUGUACGGCAGCGUUGCCGCUGACGCGGCGGCGGGGGCGACGGUGUCUGGCGCUUCGCUCGAAGAAGAUGGGGGCCGUAGCGGCGAGGCCGUAGCAACGGCGGCAACUCCAGGGGCUGCCCGGGUAGGCCAAGAGAACGGACGUAAGGCAGCGGCACGGAGCGAUCCGGUUUUUGUCAAGGCGGCGGCCGCGGCAGAGAGAGGAACAGGGGUGGUUCCGCCUCCUCCGCACGAGGGUGGCACCAAUGGCAGCGGUGACGGCGACGGGGCGGCGGCGGCGGUUGGGGCCGUCGAGCCGGUCCCCCCGCGUCCUUCUCCUCCGGGAGUCGCCGGUGGCACCGGCAACGGCGGUGGCGAAAACGGUAGCGUGCCGCAAGGUGCCAACGGCGAAGGUAUCGAAAGCGGCGGCGGUAAGCUGAAGGGGUACGAGGGGCACAUGUCCGCGCUGGGGAAGCUGGGGGCGGGGUCGGCCGAGUCUAGGCUGUUUCCGACACCCGGGAAGAAAAUCAUGAGGGCCGUAGGACAAGCGGUGCAGGCGUGGAGAAUGAUCGAGGACGGGGACAGGCUCUGCCUCGGUCUCUCGGGGGGGAAGGACUCCAUGACCCUGCUGCACGUCCUGCUCCACCUCCAGAAGCGGGCCCCGAUCACGUUUGAGGUGGCGUGCGCUACGGUGGACCCACAGACUCCGUCCUUCGACCCAUCCCCCCUCAUCCCCUACCUCGAACGCCUCGGGGUGAAGCUGCACUACAUCAGCUCGCCCAUCAUCGAGCAGGCCAAGACGUCCAUGCAGGGAGACAGCCUGUGUGCCUUCUGCGCGAGGAUGAAACGCGGCCUGCUGUACGCUUGCUGCCGGGAGCAGGGCUACAACAAGCUCGUCCUCGCCCAACACCUCGACGACCUCGCAGAGAGCUUCAUCAUGUCCGCCCUGCACAACGGCCAGGUCCGCACGAUGAAGGCCAACUACAAGAUCGAGGCCGGCGACGUCCGGGUGAUACGGCCCCUGUGCUACGCUAGGGAGGCGCUGACGAAGGACUUCGCGAGGACCAACCGCCUUCCCCUGGUGAACGAGAACUGCCCGGCCUGCUUCGAGGAGCCCAAAGAGCGGCACCGUGUCAAGAAGAUGCUGGCGAAGGAAGAGUCGCUGUUUCCGAGCAUGUACGCGAACCUGAGGAAGGCGUUGGUGCCGCUCAUGGACGACGAGGUCUACGCGAGCAUGGACAAGACUUCCUCCGAGGUUGCAGCGAGGCAACUGGAGCGACGUAGCCGCCCGCCGACUCGAAGAAAAAAAGGCGACCAGGCCGGCGGUCGAAACCCCGGGGAUGCAGCAGAAUCGUCCCCUCUCACCGCCCCCACGACGGCGGUGGCGUCGACGGAAACGAGAAAAGCCGGGGAUGGGGCUACAGCAUCCCCUGAUAGAACCGCUGCCGCCGCUCUGGAGGACGACUCUGGGGUGCAGGGGACGGCUGGGACUGAUGAUAUCGGAGAGGGGCGGCGGGGGACUGCGGCGUGUUUGGCGGAGUUCAGCGAUGAGUCGCUGGAGCAGGAGUUGGCACGACGGCGCAGCGUUUUCGACGGGGGUGCCGUGGUUGGCGCUGAUGCCCGGGGUGCCUGUGAGCAGAAGAACGGGGGCGUUUGCAUGCCGUGCUUUGAAAUCGUGUAAAUGAAUGGCGGCGGGCGGCAAGGAGUUGUUGGGCAAAAAAUGGCUUUUUGUAAACACGGAGCUUGUCAGUGCGGUGGUAGAAAAGUAGUGGUGAUGGUGGUGAUGUUUCUGCGGUCGUUCCUUUUUCGUCUCUCCCCGAAAAUCUUGUCGGUGCGUGGAUGGGGGGCCUUCCUUUCUGCAUGCUCCUCGGAAUAACGAUCAUGUUGGCGUUGGCUUCCUUUGUGGCAUUGAUCUUGUCGCCACCAAGCAAACUGUCGAACCCGCGUUUCUUGAAAAGGAACGAGCAGAGUGAACUCGCAGGCCAUUCUGGGCGCGCACGGCGUGUGUAGGUUAGUCGAGGCAACCCCUCCUCGCGAGCUUCGUUGUUGGGGGCUUCACCCCCCGCGCCACAAACACACGGCCGGGAGCCAAAUGGUGGGGCUCCCGUGGUCAGGUGUGCAUCUCAACGGCGAGUUCUUGCACCAUCUGGCGCUUCGAAAUUGAGCGAGUGUUUUUCGGUCAAGUUCUUAUUUCGGACAGUUUUUUUGUAGUGCAAUGUGGCCGCGUUCGCACGUGGUAUGCAUGGCUCGUUCGGUAGUU
This is a messenger RNA of Ectocarpus siliculosus, 4353 nucleotides long. NCBI's taxonomy places the organism in Eukaryota, Phaeophyceae, Ectocarpales, Ectocarpaceae. The record is from the annotation of a GenBank genome assembly.